AUGAUUUCUAUUGGAUCAUCUCAUCGUUCAAACGCUGAAAGAAGCGAAAGAGAUGAGCGCAUUAUUCCUGGUUGCUUAGGUACUGACCACCCACGAUUUGCUGAGGCAGCCAAGUAUAUGCUUGACCACGCCAUCCAGAUUUGUACUGGCCUGGAUUACAUUCAUGGAAAAGGAUACACCCACAGAGAUAUGAAACUAGAAAACGUUUUGUUGGCAGAGGGAAAUGUUUUAAAGAUUACAGAUGUCGGCGCCACCAGGGUUACACAGAUGCUUUGUGGUUCCCUGGCUUAUAUGGCACCGGAAGUGCUGCUGUCGAGAAAGAUCCAAACAAACAAGAUUGACAUUUACAGUUUUUCUCUCAUAUUCUGGGAAAUGUGGUUUGGGAAGGAUGUAGCUGACGAAAUCAACAAAGGUUUACUCGGGUAUGGUUGUCAUGGAAAUGCAGUGGAAUUACUCAAAUCUCAGAUUGCAAGGACAUAUGGUUGGCGGCCACCAUUGAGUUCACCAAAACGUCCUCCAAAAAUACUUACUGGUGUAUUAAACAGGGGAUGGGCUUCCGAUCCGGAAGACAGGCCAAGUGCAAAUGAGUUUGGAAACACUUUAAAACUGUUUCUGAAGAACAACCUCUAACAAAGCAUAUAGACUAUACAAAAUUUUAAAGCUUACCAUUAUCUCAGCUGAAGAGAUUUAUGUGAUUAUAUAUAUGGAUAGAACUACUAUCAUGAUAGGCUAUAAAGUGUUUCAGAAAGCUAAUAAUGUAAUUCAAAAUCAAAGCAAAUUGCACAAUGUUAUUCAUUAAUCAUCAACACAAUUUCCUUUAUCAUCCAAACUAUUAUAUUGGCAUCAGUUCAUGUAUUAGCUUAUGAUGUUGAAGUAUAAACUUCGCAGUUUAACAAUCAGUGAACAUAAUAAAUCAAUGAGUUUUUCUACAAUUACUGUUUACACAUUAUUUAAACGUUCAUGUGCUCAGUUAUUAACCAGUAAACAACAUUAGUUAUAUUUAAAGUUAUAAUUUAGUUUCUUGUCUACAGUAAGUAUCUGAACUGUGCCCCUAGUUCUGUUUUAAUCUAAUUUUGUCCCCCCCCCUCCCCGACCUAAAUUUAAUAUAUUGAUGAUCCAUUCGUUUAGCCAUUUCACAAUUCUGGCCUAAACAAUGACAUUACAAUAAAGAGUUCUUGAACUUGAGUUCUCAGACCACAUUUGCAUGAUACCCAUACUGCUACUUAUACCACGGCAAUUAUUGAAUAGCCAUGUUGUUGGCUAUAAAAUACAUCUGGUUCUCAUUAUUUUAAUAUGACGAUUACACAUAACAAUAAUUUCACAAUGUGAUAUUCUUUAUUUAGCAGUGAACACUGUUUUCCAGGUUCCAUUUGGAAGACAAUAACUUAUACGAAUUUAGGAAUCAUACCAUUGGCAAUGA
This is a messenger RNA of Ruditapes philippinarum (Manila clam), 1420 nucleotides long. RefSeq lists its product as uncharacterized. Gene Ontology annotation, biological process: protein phosphorylation. Gene Ontology annotation, molecular function: protein kinase activity; ATP binding. NCBI's taxonomy places the organism in Eukaryota, Metazoa, Mollusca, Bivalvia, Venerida, Veneridae. The transcript is spliced from 3 exons. The record is from RefSeq and is a predicted model, not a curated record. Bases 1 to 630 code for a protein of 209 amino acids.